GUCUGUCUGUCUGUCUGUCUGUCUGCAGACUCUGUCAGGCUGGUGAAUGGGACCAGUCUGUGUUCAGGCAGACUGGAGGUGAAGACUCACCAGUCUAACCAGUGGUGGUCCUCAGUGUGUGAAGCUGACUUUGACCUGCAGGAUGCAGAGGUGGUCUGUAGAGAGCUUGGCUGUGGGGCUCCUUCAGUCCUCCAGGGGGCGCUCUAUGGAGAAGUGGAGGCUCCAAUGUGGACCAAAGAGUUCCAGUGUGGAGGCCAAGAGUCUGCUCUCCUGGACUGUAGAAGCUCAGGCUCAGCUAGAACCACCUGCUCACCUGGUAAAGCUGUUGGACUCACCUGCUCAGAGCCAUUCAGGUUGGUGGGACGAGCCAGUCGCUGUGCAGGUACACUGGAGAUGAAACAAGGAGAGUGGAGACCAGCGGGUGUCUAUGACUGGACCCUGAAGGCAGCAGCUGUGCUCUGUAGACAGCUGGACUGUGGACCUUAUCUUUCAUCUGCACGCAGAAUGGAGUUGUCAUGGAGGUCUGCAUGGAGUAUCAGCUCUGACUGUGUUCAGUCUGGAUAUGCUCUGAAGGAUUGUUCAUCAUCACGUUCCUCUUCCACCAUCCUGGAAAUCAUCUGUUCAGACUCUGUCAGGCUGGUGAAUGGGACCAGUCCGUGUUCAGGCAGACUGGAGGUGAAGACUCACCAGUCUAACCAGUGGUGGUCCUCAGUGUGUGAAGCUGACUUUGACCUGCAGGAUGCAGAGGUGGUCUGUAGGGAGCUUGGCUGUGGGGCUCCUUCAGUCCUCCAGGGGGCGCUCUAUGGAGAAGUGGAGGCUCCAAUGUGGACCAAAGAGUUCCAGUGUGGAGGCCAAGAGUCUGCUCUCCUGGACUGUAGAAGCUCAGGCUCAGCUAGAACCACCUGCUCACCUGGUAAAGCUGUUGGACUCACCUGCUCAGAGCCUGUCAGGUUGGUGGGAGGAGCCAGUCGCUGUGCAGGUACACUGCAGGUGAAACUAGGAGAUUGGAGACCAGUGGCUGACUCUGACUGGACCCUGAAGGCAGCAGCUGUAGUCUGUAGAGAGCUGGACUGUGGAACUGCUGUUUCAUAUAGAAGCAGAAAGGAGUCCUCGGAGAGGUUUGUAGGGAGGAUCAACUCUGGCUGUGUUCAGUCUGGACAUGCCCUGAAGGGAUGUGUAUAUUUUAGUCCCUCUUCCUCCAUCCUGGAAAUCACCUGUUCAGUGAGGGUGAACUGGGAACAUCUGGCAGAGGACCCUGUCCAUGAAAUCUUCAACUCCCACCUCUGGAAGCACUUUUCACACAUCCCGGGUGAGGUCGGGGACAUAGAGUCCAAAUGGACUAUGUUCAAGGCCUCCAUUGUGGAGGUGACAGCUGGGAACUGUGGGCAGAAGGUCAUUGGGAGGAAGCUGAGCAAGCGGGCAAAGCUCUCUAUUUACCAGUCGAUCUACGUCCCGACCUUCAUCUUUGACUCUGUCAGGCUGGUGAAUGGGACCAGUCUGUGUUCAGGCAGACUGGAGGUGAAGACUCACCAGUCUAACCAGUGGUGGUCCUCAGUGUGUAAAGCUGACUUUGACCUGCAGGAUGCAGAGGUGGUCUGUAGGGAGCUUGGCUGUGGGGCUCCUUCAGUCCUCCAGGGGGCGCUCUAUGGAGAAGUGGAGGCUCCAAUGUGGACCAAAGAGUUCCAGUGUGGAGGCCAAGAGUCUGCUCUCCUGGACUGUAGAAGCUCAGGCUCAGCUAGAACCACCUGCUCACCUGGUAAAGCUGUUGGACUCACCUGCUCAGAGCCAUUCAGGUUGGUGGGACGAGCCAGUCGCUGUGCAGGUACACUGGAGAUGAAACUAGGAGAGUGGAGACCAGUGGCUGACUCUGACUGGACCCUGAAGGACGCAGCUGUAGUCUGUAGACAGCUGGACUGUGGAACUGCUGUUUCAUAUAGAAGCAGAAAGGAGUCCUCAGAGAGGUCUGUAUGGAGGAUGAGCCCUCGCUGUGUUCAAUCUGGAUAUGCUCUGAAGGAUUGUUCAUCAUCUAGUUCCUCUUCCUCCAUCCUGGAAAUCAUCUGUUCAGACUCUGUCAGGCUGGUGAAUGGGACCAGUCUGUGUUCAGGCAGACUGGAGGUGAAGACUCACCAGUCUAACCAGUGGUGGUCCUCAGUGUGUGAAGCUGACUUUGACCUGCAGGAUGCAGAGGUGGUCUGUAGGGAGCUUGGCUGUGGGGCUCCUUCAGUCCUCCAGGGGGCGCUCUAUGGAGAAGUGGAGGCUCCAGUGUGGACCAAAGAGUUCCAGUGUGGAGGCCAAGAGUCUGCUCUCCUGGACUGUAGAAGCUCAGGCUCAGCUAGAACCACCUGCUCACCUGGUAAAGCUGUUGGACUCACCUGCUCAGAGCCUGUCAGGUUGGUGGGAGGAGCCAGUCGCUGUGCAGGUACACUGCAGGUGAAACGAGGAGAGUGGAGACCAGUGGAUGACUCUGACUGGAACCUGAAGGAUGCAGCUGUAGUCUGUAGAGAGCUGGACUGUGGAACUGCUGUUUCAUAUAGAAGCAGAAAGAAGUCCUCAGAGAGGUCUGCAUGGAGUAUCAGCUCUGACUGUGUUCAGUCUGGAUAUGCUCUGAAGGAUUGUUCAUCAUCACGUUCCUCUUCCACCAUCCUGGAAAUCAUCUGUUCAGACUCUGUCAGGCUGGUGAAUGGGACCAGUCUGUGUUCAGGCAGACUGGAGGUGAAGACUCACCAGUCUAACCAGUGGUGGUCCUCAGUGUGUGAAGCUGACUUUGACCUGCAGGAUGCAGAGGUGGUCUGUAGGGAGCUUGGCUGUGGGGCUCCUUCAGUCCUCCAGGGGGCGCUCUAUGGAGAAGUGGAGGCUCCAAUGUGGACCAAAGAGUUCCAGUGUGGAGGCCAAGAGUCUGCUCUCCUGGACUGUAGAAGCUCAGGCUCAGCUAGAACCACCUGCUCACCUGGUAAAGCUGUUGGACUCACCUGCUCAGGUAGAAGUGGAGCUGCAGCUUUGAUUUGCUUCAUUUCUGUUCUAAUCAAACUCACUUUACUUGUUUUACUGAUGACUCUCUUCUUUGUGUUCAGAGCCUGUCAGGUUGGUGGGACGAGCCAGUCGCUGUGCAGUGUGACAGACAGCUUUCCACAGCAGGAGGUUCAGCCAAUCAUCUCUCUGUUUACAGACCUGCUGGUUCAGCCAGUCAUCUCACUGUCCUCCUCCAUGGACGGGGUCUCCAAGGCCCAGCAGCAGGGGUAUUCAGGUGUGUUCAGGGGCUUCAACUUCACCAUCAGCUGCUCCAUCCAGCCACAGUACCCAGGAGGCUUCUUCCAGCUCACCUUCACCUCCUCCAACACAACGCACAACUACACCCUGUCAGCUGUCAAUCACUCUGCCCACUUCCUGUUUCCUGCUGCAGAGCCCGCCCACCAAGGAGACUACACCUGUGUUUAUCACGUCUAUGUGUUUUCUCAUAACUUCUCCUCUGAGAGCCGUCGGCUGUCCCUCACUGUCUCAGGUGAGCUGAAGCACAGAGUCCAGCUCAGACACCAGGUCCGACACAUGGAAUUAUGGGACCUGAAGUAA
This is a messenger RNA of Lates calcarifer (barramundi perch), 3567 nucleotides long. Its product is annotated as scavenger receptor cysteine-rich type 1 protein M160-like. Gene Ontology annotation, cellular component: membrane. The record is from RefSeq and is a predicted model, not a curated record. The annotation marks the transcript as partial. Lineage: Eukaryota; Metazoa; Chordata; Actinopteri; Centropomidae. The transcript is spliced from 12 exons.